AUGGCCCUGGCGGCCUCCCUGGCGCAGCUGCACGCGGAGGCCAGCUGCCCCAUCUGCCUGGACUGCCUGACGGACCCGGUGACCACGGGCUGUGGGCACAACUUCUGUCACGCCUGCCUCCAGCAGCGCUGGGAGGGGCUCCGGGACCUCUUCCCCUGCCCGCUCUGCCUGCAGCCCUGCCCUGAGCGCAGCUGCAGGAGGAACAGCCAGUUAAGCCACCUGGCUGACGCUGUGAGGCAGCUUCCCAGCACGAGGGCCAAGAGGGGCCGGCAGGGGGAGGCCCCCCUGUGUGAGAAGCACAGUCAGGCCCUGAGCCUGUUCUGUGAGGAGGACCUGGAGCUGCUGUGUCCCCAGUGCAGGCUCUCCUCUGAGCACCGCCACCACCCCCUAGUGCCCGUGGAGCAAGCUGCAGUGUGUCACAGGAGGAGGCUCAAGGGCUACCUGGAGCCCCUGACAAAGCAGCUGGAAGCUGCUGAAAAGGGCUUAGAAAUGCAAGUCUCCAAGUCAUUUGAGUUGGUGUCCAACAUGGAGAAUCAAAGGAGCAAACUGCACUCUGAAGUUGAACACUUUAAGCGUUUCUUGGGAACAGAGCAUGACGAAAUUCAUGUUAAGCUGCUAAAUGAAGAAAAGAGUGUUGUAGAUAAAAUAACUGGGAAAAAAAUCCAAAUAUCAGACCACGGAUCCACGUUGAAAAGUCUGCUUUAUGAAAUAACCAACAAGUGUUCCCAGACUGACCUGGAUUUACUCACAGGCAUUGAAAGAAUCCACAGAAGCUAUGAAAAUUUAGAGAGCCCAGCAGCCUUUUGGUCUGAAGUGAAGAAGGAGGUUUUCACUCUCCCCCCACAGUAUUUUGGCUUGCACAAAAUGAUCAGCACCUUUCAGGUCCAUUUGACACUGGAGCCUGAAACUGCUCACCACAGCCUCCAAAUUUCACAAGAUCGGAAAACUGCAACUUUUCGAUGGAUGGAACCAAACUGUGUUCAUCCUCCCCAAGUGUUUACUUCUUACCCCGCUGUCCUGAGUUCAGAGGGUUUUGAUGCUGGCAGGCAUUUUUGGCAGACCUUCUUCUAA
Molecule: messenger RNA, 1071 nt
Organism: Camelus dromedarius (Arabian camel)
Lineage: Eukaryota; Metazoa; Chordata; Mammalia; Artiodactyla; Camelidae
Product: tripartite motif-containing protein 60
Exons: 2
Coding region: 1-1071 (356 amino acids)
Biological process (GO): protein ubiquitination
Cellular component (GO): cytoplasm
Molecular function (GO): zinc ion binding; ubiquitin protein ligase activity
Source: RefSeq, a predicted model, not a curated record